AUGCUCGGUGACGUAUUCAGACACGGUCGAUUCCUUAUUAAAUAUGAACGAGGGUCACCCUACCGUCCGAUAGUAAAGCCAAGGUUGGCGCACACUGACAACUACGAAAUCCUUGGCUUCGGUCGGCGACCCGCGGAAGUGCCUAGACCAGCCCGACUUGAUCCGCCGCCACCGUCCUUAUUGCCUUACACGAGCAUUAACACCGAACAGCCGUCCGAAGACGCGGCUCACAGUAACUGGUCGCCGGUUUUAUGUCAUCGUGUCACACGACCUUCAAAUUUGAUGUUUAUGUAA
This is a messenger RNA of Danaus chrysippus (African queen), 294 nucleotides long. The record is from the annotation of a GenBank genome assembly. NCBI's taxonomy places the organism in Eukaryota, Metazoa, Arthropoda, Insecta, Lepidoptera, Nymphalidae.